AAUGAUGAUGAUGAUGAUGAUGAUGAUGAUGAUGAUGAUGAUGAUGAUGAUGAUGAUGAUGAUGAUGAUGGAUGAUGAUAAUAAUAAUAAUGAUGAUGAUAGUGAUUGAGAAGCUUGUUUCGGACUUCAACUCUGGUCUACUCUCCAUUAUCCUUCGGUUACUUUUCAGACUGAAAAGAAAUCUUAGUUCUGCUUUUAGCCGCCCACCUAACUUUCCUUCCUCCUCCCCCUCCUCCUUCUUCUCCUUCUCCACCUACUCUUCUGUGACCUUUCGUCUUUAUCACCAAUUUUUCUACUUUAUCCUCUCCCUUUACCUCUACCUGAAACAUUAUCUCUCCCCCUUUCCCAUAGUACAUUGCUAUUAUCGCUAAAGCAUGCCAGUUCAAUCCACCUUUAUAUUUAUUAAUCCCCGCUGCUUAUUAUUAUUAUUAUUAUUAUUAUUAUUAUUAUUAUUAUUAUUAUUAUUAUUAUUAUUAUUAUUAUUAUUAUUAUUAUUAUUAUUAUUAUUAUUAUUAUUAUUAUUAUUAUUAUUAUUAUUAUUAUUAUUAUUAUUAUUAUUAUUAUUAUUAUUAUUAUUAUUAUUA
Molecule: messenger RNA, 584 nt
Organism: Loa loa (African eye worm)
Lineage: Eukaryota; Metazoa; Nematoda; Chromadorea; Rhabditida; Onchocercidae
Exons: 1
Coding region: 72-371 (99 amino acids)
Source: RefSeq, a predicted model, not a curated record